AUGAAGCAUCUUGUCAUCCUUCUGCUGUUACACCUGCCAGUCUGCUCAGCUUAUUCUCUGAAUGGAGCAGUGAAGAAGGAGGACCCAAACAUGGAUCUUGUCCAGGCACUUAAUGAAAAAUACUACAACCCUGCAAAAGAUGUGAAACACUUUUUUAGGAAGACAGUGGGCCUGUUGUUUAAAAAAAUUCAAGAAAUGCAGAAGUUCCUGGAGUUGGAGGUGAGAGGGAAGCCGGACUCCGACACUGUGGAGGUGAUGCUCAAACCCAGAUGUGGAAUUCCUGAUGUUGGUCACUUCAGUACCUUUCCUGGCAUGCCAAAGUGGAGGAAAACUCACCUUACUUAUAGGUAAUGGAUUGUGGAUUACACACUGGAUUUGUCAAGAGUUGUUGAUUCUGCCAUUGAGAAAGCUCUGAAAAUCUAGGGGAAGGUGUCUUCACUCUCAUUCUCCAAGAUUUAUGACGGAGACACUGACAUAAUGAUUUUUCCAAAAGAGAGAAAUGGAAACUUUGAAAAUUUUGAUGGACCAGGAAAAGUUUCAGCUCAUACCUAUCCACCUGGGCCAGGCUUUUAUGGAGAUGUUCACUUUGAUGAUGAUGAACUGUGGAUGGAGGAUACAUCAGGGACCAAUUUAUUCCUUGUUGCUGCUCAUCAACUUGGCCAUUCCCUGGAUCUCUUUCACUCAGCCAAUGCUGAAGCUUGGAUGUACCCGCUCUUCAAUGCGUUCACAGACCUGGCCCAGUUCCACCCUUCUCAAGAGGAUGUGAAUGGCAUUCAGUCCACAUAUGGACCUCCCCCUACUUCCCCUGAUGACCCCGUGGCGCCCACGGAAUCGGUGCCUCCAGGACCUGGAACGCUAGCCAUGUGCAAUCCUGCUUUGUCCUUUGAGGCAGCCAGCACUCUGAGGGGAGAAAUCCUGCUCUUUAAAGACAGAUAUUUUUGGCACAGAUCCCACUGGUAUCUCGAAUAAUUUCAUUUGAUUUCCACAUUUUGGCCCUUUCCCUCAGACUUAGAUGCUGCAUAUGAAGUAAAUGUAAGGAUACCGAUUUGGUUUUAGAGAAAUAAGUUCUGGGCUGUCAAGAAUUGAGGUUAUCCAAGAGGCAUCUACACCCUGGGUUUUCCUCCAAUUAUAAGGAAAAUUGAUGCAGCUGUUUCUGAUAAGAAAAAGAAUAAAAUGUACUUCUUUGUAGAGGACAAUUACUGGAGACUUGACGAAAAUAUCCAGUCCAAGGAACAAGGCUUCCCCAGACUAAUAGCUGAUGACUUUCCAGGAGUUGAAAAAGUUGAUGCUGUAUUACAGGCGUCUGGAUUUUUCUGUUUCUUCAGUGGAUCGUCACAGUUUGAGUUUGACCCUAAUGCCAAGGUGGUGACAUGUAUAUUGAAGAGUAACAACUGGUUAUAUUGUUAA
This is a messenger RNA of Ceratotherium simum simum (southern white rhinoceros), 1407 nucleotides long. RefSeq names its product stromelysin-2. Gene Ontology annotation, biological process: extracellular matrix organization; proteolysis; collagen catabolic process. Gene Ontology annotation, cellular component: extracellular matrix. The record is from RefSeq and is a predicted model, not a curated record. Lineage: Eukaryota; Metazoa; Chordata; Mammalia; Perissodactyla; Rhinocerotidae. Gene Ontology annotation, molecular function: zinc ion binding; metalloendopeptidase activity.